Lasiosphaeria miniovina is the source of this 602-nucleotide messenger RNA. RefSeq lists its product as uncharacterized. Lineage: Eukaryota; Fungi; Ascomycota; Sordariomycetes; Sordariales; Lasiosphaeriaceae. The transcript has a single exon. The record is from RefSeq and is a predicted model, not a curated record. The coding region runs from base 85 to 498 and encodes 137 amino acids.
UGGAAUUCGAGGCGCACUGUGAAGGCAGGGAUCGCGGCUGCAGCUCGAAAUGCGGAAAAUAGAUCCGGCGACCCUCGAGCAAUAAUGGUUGAUGCUAGCAGCUCCUCCUGUCAAAAUCUGACACAUUGCCAUCAUGCUGUCUGCCGCCAAAAUGCAGGUGCGUCAAACAAACGACUCCAGCAAACUCACUUGAGACGGCCGUUCAGUCCAAUCCCACGGCUUGCAGAAGAAGCAAACAGAUUUGCCCCAGCCCGGCAGGUCAGGCGGGGUCUCCCGUUGGUGGGUUUGCGGAGCCGAACUGCGGCCCUCUGUUUCAGCUUCCCCGACCGGAGGGGUGGAUUGGCCCCCCCCCCCCCUCCAAAAAGAUCGUCAAAUAUCAAGUUCGCGGCUGCAAGUCGGGACCUAUCAAGGCUCUGGCUACCGUCCACCCACGGCCCAGCGUUCUGGUCGAUGGGUGAGCGAAGCUUCGCUUGUCGCACAAACCAAGACACGGUCUGAGCUCUUCUCUCGGGUCCGUAAGACGGGCCCAUCCCCCCUCCCCCGCUUUGGAGGAGCAGAGUGGGGAGACCUUCUAACAACCUGAUGAAACAUUUAAAGUUGGG